CUCGAGAUGUCUCAAGGAUGGAUGGAGAUGUGAUUUUGUGUCUUUGUCGCCAUUCCUCGCAUCAUCACCGGUGAUGGCUUCAUCGCGAGAUCAGCACCCUGAUGCUAGUAGCCAUAUCGCUUCUCAUACUCAUCUCUCUAUAUCAAUACGCACUCUGCGAUGCCCCCCUGCUCGACCACUUACAGAAACUGAACUCUUGCACAUGGAAUACUUCCACCUCAUCUGUGCCAAGGAAUUCGCUCUCUUCUUCGACCUCCCUGUGUGGGAAGACCUCAUACUCCAGCAGACGCACCGCGAAACGUUCCUGCACCAUGCUGCGCUCGCCAUCGGUGCCCUCAGCCGCAGCCGAUAUCAUCAUCUUGUUACCUCCACCACAUGGCAGCUACCGAACGCAAUCCCCUUCUCAAUUCGGCAGUACGGCCUCGCCAUACAGACAUUGCAUAGCCGAUUACAGGGAGACCAAUCCUUCCAGGGCCUAGAACUCGCCGCGCUAGCUAGUGUGGUCUUUAGCCAGAUUGAGUUUCUACUCGGUAUGGACAGUCAGCUGAAGGUCCAUUUGCGGGCGGGAUGUGCCGUGCUUGAGGAGCUUGGGAGGUGCGACGCAUCUAGCAUUGGCUCGACAAGGCCCCGGAUCCCUGGUUUUUGUGGAGGAGGACCUUUGCGGCAUCGUAGUAGUUACCCCGACACUCUGCUUUCCAACGCAAUCUUGCAGCUCUCGGCACAGGUUGAUUCGUUCAAGAGGGCCCGGCGGGCAAGGCUAUGACCACCAG
This is a messenger RNA of Aspergillus calidoustus, 770 nucleotides long. Lineage: Eukaryota; Fungi; Ascomycota; Eurotiomycetes; Eurotiales; Aspergillaceae. The record is from the annotation of a GenBank genome assembly.